Messenger RNA from Arachis ipaensis, 524 nucleotides. Lineage: Eukaryota; Viridiplantae; Streptophyta; Magnoliopsida; Fabales; Fabaceae. The record is from RefSeq and is a predicted model, not a curated record.
AAACCCGCCAUCGCUUAGAGUCCUAAACUUGCAGAAUAACAACCUCACAGGUCUAAUUCCAAAUGCACUUCUCCAAAAGUCAAGUGAAGGUGUACUAUCACUUAGGUUGGGGCAAAAUCUAAAUCUAUGUGAAUCUGGUCCUUGUGACCAACAGACAAAAGAUAAAAGCAAGGAAAACAAUCCAGUUAUUUAUAUACUAGCAUCUGUUUCUACAUUUUUGAUGCUCCUACUGGUAGUUCUUGCAGCAGUUAACAUCAUUUACAUUAAAAAGAGAAAGCUAAAAGAUGAUGUCUACAUUCAUAUGGAAUCUGGUGAUCCUUUGGAAUCCAAGCGCCGACAAUAUUCAUUCGAUGACGUUGUUAACAUGACCAAUAACUUUGAGAGAGUCCUCGGUAGAGGUGGAUUUGGAACAGUUUACUAUGGCAUUAUUGAUGAUAUUCCAGUAGCUGUCAAGAUGCUUUUGCAAUCAUCAGCACAAGGAUAUCAGGAAUUUCUUGCAUAGGUAAAUUUGAUAAUAAAAAUGU